AUGCUCGGUGACUUCCCCCCCGAACUCCUCAUCCAAAUAAGCCACCAUCUCCCCCCCCCCUCGCUGCUCUCCCUCCUCCGAACAAACAGCACCAUCUACGCCCUCCUCCUCCCAGAACUAUACAGAUGCAACAUCUCCAGCACGGGCGGACACGCGCUCUCCUUCUACGCCUUCUACGGCUACGAAUCCCACGUGCGCGCGAUGCUCGUCCGCGGCGCACAGGUCGACAUCCCCAACCCCCGCUACAGGGAUUACACGCCCCUCAUGCUGGCCGUGAGCAGAGGCCAUCUCGGCAUUGUGCGUGUCUUGGUCGAGUACGGGGCGGAGAUCAACGGGCGCGGAGAGAGACAUGUCCCGCUCGAGCUGGCGGUGUUGAAUCCCGUCGAGGGAUUGGAAAUGCUGACGCUCCUGCUUGAUCUGGGGGCCAAGGUCGAUGCCAGGGGGGAGAAUGGGAGGACGGCCUUGACGACGGCGGGUCUGUCGCAGAGUCCAUUCACUGCUGAGAUGGUCGCCUUGCUUCUGCAUGGGGGGAGGGAUCGCAGUUGAGAUUGCUUUACUCUCUAUGUAUCUAUAGAUAGAUGCUUUACCUUUAGAUUUAUGUAGAUUUACUCUCUGC
Penicilliopsis zonata CBS 506.65 is the source of this 616-nucleotide messenger RNA. RefSeq lists its product as hypothetical. NCBI's taxonomy places the organism in Eukaryota, Fungi, Ascomycota, Eurotiomycetes, Eurotiales, Aspergillaceae. Gene Ontology annotation, molecular function: protein binding. The record is from RefSeq and is a predicted model, not a curated record. Bases 1 to 546 code for a protein of 181 amino acids. The transcript has a single exon.